Thunnus maccoyii (southern bluefin tuna) is the source of this 3850-nucleotide messenger RNA. RefSeq names its product transmembrane protein 184B-like. The coding region runs from base 160 to 1413 and encodes 417 amino acids. Gene Ontology annotation, molecular function: transporter activity. Gene Ontology annotation, biological process: transport. Lineage: Eukaryota; Metazoa; Chordata; Actinopteri; Scombriformes; Scombridae. The record is from RefSeq and is a predicted model, not a curated record. The transcript has 10 exons.
CGCCAGAAGCGGAGUUUUUGCUGGCAGCUGCUGCUGUUGGUACAGUGGACUGCUGCUGGUGAUGUGGAUGAAAUAACGGUUUGUAGUCGACUUGAGAUGAUGAGCUAAAUUGAUGCUUGGAUUGAAACCAGCGCCGCACAUCAAACAACUGCAGAGGAGAUGAGUCAACUUUGGCGGCGAGACAUACCCCUGUCAGAGAGGUUGGGGAAUGACUCUCCUGUCGGCCUUGCCCCGGGGGCCCCAGCCACUGUGGCUCCACAAGGGUCCAACUCUUCGUGGGUACCAGAAGCCCCAGUGGUCACACCAGAAGAGCCAAUUUUCCUCAUGACCUCCACUGCCCAAACUAUAUCAGGUUUUUUUGUUUGGACAGCUCUUCUGAUCACGUGUCACCAGAUCUACAUGCACCUACGUUACUACAGCUCUCCAAAUGAACAGAGGCACAUAGUGAGGAUCCUCUUCAUAGUCCCCAUCUAUGCCUUUGACUCCUGGCUCAGUCUUCUUUUCUUCACCAAUGAGGAGUAUUAUGUGUACUUUGACACAGUCCGAGACUGCUAUGAAGCCUUUGUCAUCUACAACUUCCUGAGUCUUUGUUAUGAGUAUCUGGGAGGAGAGAGCGCCAUCAUGGCUGAGAUCAGAGGGAAACCUAUUGAGUCGAGCUGCAUGUACGGGACCUGUUGUCUGUGGGGAAAGACCUACUCCAUUGGAUUCCUCAGGUUUUGCAAACAGGCAACUCUCCAGUUCUGUGUGGUGAAACCGCUGAUGGCAGUGAUCACUGUCAUUCUUCAGGCCUUCGGGAAAUACAGAGAUGGAGACUUCAACGUGGCCAGCGGCUAUCUGUAUGUGACCAUUAUCUACAACAUCUCCGUCAGCCUGUCGCUCUACGCUCUCUUCCUCUUCUACUUUGCCACACGUGAACUGCUUGUCCCGUACAGCCCUGUGCUCAAGUUCUUCAUGGUCAAGUCAGUCAUCUUUCUCUCCUUCUGGCAGGGGAUGCUGCUGGCCAUCCUGGAGAAAUGUGGAGCCAUCCCUCAGAUCAGCUCUGCUGACUUCUCUGUGGGCGAGGGAACAGUUGCUGCCGGUUACCAAAACUUUAUUAUCUGCAUUGAGAUGUUCUUCGCUGCUGUUGCUUUGCGGCAUGCCUUCACUUACAAGGUCUACAUGGACAAAAGACUUGACUCAUAUGGCCGCUGUGCCCCAAUGAAGAGCAUUUCCAGCAGCCUGAAGGAGACCAUGAAUCCAGGGGACAUGGUCCAGGAUGCCAUCCAUAACUUCUCCCCGGCUUAUCAGCAGUACACCCAGCAGUCCACACUGGAGCGAAGUGGAGGGCCACCUCUCUCCCGCAGCCACAGUAACCUCAGCACCCGCGGGGACAAUGAAAAGACCCUGCUGCUCAGCUCCGACGACGAGUUCUGAGACUCAAACACACACUCAGAGGCUCACUUUACUCCUGUAGCCCAUAUUUAAUUUUUAUCAGCCAUGUGAGACAAAUCAGAUCUUUUGUCGCUAUCUUAACAGGGAAGAUCAGAUUCUGUUUUUUUUUUCCACAUUUAGACAAUAUAAAGAUCAGAUUUAUGUCAGACUUUUGAAUUGGUGGUUAACAGACUGUAGGAAGGGAUGGAGUGUACAAGGAAAAAGAGGAAAUAAGGGGAUAAAUUUGUGCAGUAGGAAAGGAGGGAGCUUUAAUAGGAUGAAGAGGUUGUUGCAGAUUUAGUUAGGGAGAAGAAUAGUGUUUACACAUUAGGUUCAUUAACUGGUCAAGUUGUGUUGAUGUCAUAGAGGCCAUUACUGAUACAAACACAAUAUCUAUAUUCAUCCACUGAGUAAGAUAUAUAUGCUGCACUUUAACCACCACGGCAAAAAAUAUAUGACACAUAUAAAAUGUAUUCUACUGCAAACAAGUGCCAUCUUCACCUAACUUUCAUGGCCUCCUUCAUGUUUUACUUCAUACUCCUCUUCACCCCUCUGCCAACUCUGCCUCUUACUGAAACAUUGCCAAAUAGAGGGAGCAGUACCCCGUGCUCCAGUUAAUGAGACGCACUGUCUUAAUAUUUGAUUUAUAUUCAAGCAAAACUAAGCAGCCUUUGAAUUGCUGGGCUUUAUUUUAAUAUAUAAGAAUUUAAACACGAAUAAUACUUUUGUUUAAAUGUUGUAUGACCUUGAAGGCAUAACUCAUUUAAAGACAAGUUUGUUGGAAAAUUGUUAUUCCAGAAAUGUUAUAAAUAUUUUGUGUUUGUUUCCAUUUUGUUGUGGGUUCAUAUGAACUAGUGCAUCAAAAGUGUGAUAGUAUAUCUCCAGCUGGUGGCCUGACUGGGGCUUCUCCCACAGUGUUUUUGUUUGUGGAGCAGCUGUAUGAGAGAUUUUAAAGCUGGCAGGGAGACUGAUGGAAGGACAACACCCACACAGAUUACAGAUUACUGAAGAAGCAACACUUCCCUGUAGAGCCGGACCAGCUGUGGUGUGCUGUGGAUUGUAAUCCCAUAAUUAAGGGCAUUGCAUGUAGCACAGAUCAGGCCUGCCUCUGCCGGCACUGUUUAUAAUGGCGGCACUGCUAUAGUAACAGUGAGUGAAGCUGGUUUUUACAGACAGAUAAAGCCGUGCAAAGAUAUGUCAGUGCAAACAAGGUUUUUAAAUCUGACUGGACUCACAUCUGAAUAGGAAUAUCUGGACAUUUAAAAGUUGGUAUGCAAGAUAAUAGGAUGUUCAGGCGCUGUUAGAAAGUGGACAUGUACAGGGACACACUAUAGCACAACAGUGAUGCAUCACAAAUGAAAUGGAAAAAAGACUUAAGUGAGCCAAAACCUGCAGGCAAGGAAAGCCAACCACUGGUGUUCCUUUUAUCUAUUUUCAAAAGAUAAUAGGGACUGUGUUCGAGUUAAUUGUUCAUACUGUUACUAGGUGAUGUUUAAUAUGCCUUUUACCAGCGGCCAGUAUAGACGUUGCUUGUUGUUGUGAUCUUUAAUGUUUGAUGGUGGAGCACAGCAGUAUACAUGCUGAGUAGAUCUGUUGCACAGGUGACAUUAGGCCCAAUGCUGCCUCUAAAUGUGCGCUCAUUGUUUUCCUCUUAUGUCAUGUGCAGAAUGCAAACAGAUUUUUACUGACUGACUCAAGUCUAUUGACUGAAGGUUAACAUACAGUUACUCACAGUCCAGCAAGUAAGUGAUGAGCAUCCUCAACAGUGCACACAACGUACUUUCUAAUGAGAAAAUUGUAUUCAGUUAGCAGUAUAACGAAAGUGUUUGUUUAAUUGUGGAAUUCACCACCAGUGGAUGCCAAAGUUGGUUUGCGGCUGUGACUGCUAACUCAUAUCUCUUUCAACCACCUCCUACACACAAUAAUUAAUGCAUCACUUUUGUAUCCAUCUUUGCACUGAAUCUGUAGUGCUUCAGUUUAAGGCGAGGUUGAGUGAAUUUGUUCUAUUAAUGUUACAUUAACUUAGUGGUAUUGAAAAAGUGAAAUUCACUGCCUAAUACUUUGCCCCUAGGUUAAAGCAUAUCAAGCUCAAGAAUGUUGAUUUAAAACACUAUGAAACGAUAGUUUUAAUGCUGUGUGAUUUUAAAAGCUGGAUGUUAAUUACAAAGCUGAAUAUAUUAAACCAGGAAAUAUUAUACCAGAAAGGAAAGAAUGUUUAAGCAUUGCGAAACAUUCGUGAUGAUGACUGUAAUGGCAUUGCUUUGUAUAGUGCUUUGUUUUAAUAUUUUUGUGUCUUAAUAUUUUAAUUUUCAUAUAUUCUCCUGUUUUAUUUCUGUUGUAUACAUUUCAAUUUGUAUAUUGGUAAUAUGAUCUCAUGUUUUUAUGCUAUAUUGGUUUCUGUUGGUGUUGAAAAGGAAAUAAAAGACAAUAGACAAAUGGA